Molecule: messenger RNA, 3622 nt
Organism: Zychaea mexicana
Lineage: Eukaryota; Fungi; Mucoromycota; Mucoromycetes; Mucorales; Lichtheimiaceae
Product: adaptin N terminal region-domain-containing protein
Exons: 13
Coding region: 50-3517 (1155 amino acids)
Biological process (GO): Golgi to vacuole transport; protein targeting to vacuole
Cellular component (GO): membrane coat; endosome membrane; AP-3 adaptor complex
Source: RefSeq, a predicted model, not a curated record
GGAAACUUAAUGCGCUGCCUGUUUUGCUGUAAUCUAUCUGUAGCUUCAAAUGCUUGGCUACGACAUGUCCUGGGCAUCUUUCCAUAUAGUCGAAGUAAUGUCGAGUCCAAAACUGUUACAUAAACGGGCGGGUUACUUGGCAGCCACGCAAUCGUUUCAGCAAGACACGGAUGUGCUUAUGCUUACUACCAAUUUAAUCAAAAAGGACUUGGCUUCGUCUUCCCCCCUCGAAAUUGGGAUUGCCGUCAACGGACUUUCGCAUAUCGUUACGGCCGACCUAGCACGCGAUCUAUGUCAAGAUCUAGUCGCCAUGCUGAACCACUCGCGUCCGUAUAUUCGCAAAAAGGUCGUGCUAGUGCUGUACAAAGUGUUUUUAAAGUUCCCUGAAGCGCUUCGACUCAGCUUCCCGCGUUUAAAAGAAAAGCUCGAGGAUGCGGAUCCAUCUGUCGUAUCUGCAACCGUCAGUGUCGUUUGUGAACUAGCUCGAAAGAAUCCACGCAAUUACUUGUCGUUGGCGCCGCAGCUAUUCCGAUUGCUGACGACUUCUGCGAAUAACUGGAUGCUCAUUAAAAUAAUUAAAAUGUUUGCAUCACUUACACCGCUCGAACCAAGACUUAUUAAAAAGCUGCUCCCACCACUUACUUCGCUUAUUCAAACAACGCCAGCCAUGUCCCUUUUAUACGAAUGCAUUCACACCGUGAUCACGGGAGGGUUCCUGGAAGCGGCGGGUGAUUCCAGUCAUGCGUUAGCUGCAACCUGUGUGAACAAGCUCCGACGGUUUUUGGAGGAUCCGGAUCAAAACUUAAAAUACGUUGGUCUACUGGCAAUGAGUCGACUUUUGUCGACCCAUCCCAAAUUGAUCGCUGAGCAUAAGGAUAUCAUUUUGGAAUGCAUUGAUGAUGACGAUUUCAGUAUACGAUUCCGUGCACUUGACCUUGUUGUUGGCAUGGCAAACAAAAAGAGUCUUGUUGAUAUAGUGAAGCGACUUAUUACCCAUUUGGUGCCUGGCGACAGCAAUGGCACAUCGUCUCUUCACGAAGCAUCGAGCGUCCUUGAUCCAGUUUAUCGCACCGACAUUAUCAAUCGCAUCGUUUUUAUCAGUAGUCAGAAUCAAUACCGCAACGUGUCCAACUUCGAGUGGUACAUUACAGUUUUAGUUGGACUGGCGCAUGUUUCUGGGGUGAGCGUGGGCGAGAUCUUGACAACUCAGCUGAUGGAUGUCAGUGUGCGCGUCAAGAGCGUACGUCCAUUCGCAGUAAAGCAGAUGUUCCGUUUGUUAUCCGACCAUCAACUUUUGAGAACAGCCAGAAAGCGCGACACCAACAUCGAAGUGCUUUCUGCUGCUGCAUGGAUUUGCGGUGAAUAUUGCAGUUUCCUUGAUAACAUUCCUGCUACCCUCGAAUGUUUGUUGACACCCUAUGUUGUCGACAUGCCUGUCAAGGUGCAGGCUAUCUAUGUCCACAAUAUAAUCAAGAUCUAUGCCUUCUGGGUAAAUGAAUUGAUUGACGAAUGGAAUACCGAGCUGCAAACAGAAUUUGUCAAGGUGACCGAAGUCAUGAAGGAUAAGAUUAGCAUGUUUACACGCAGUGCCGAUCUUGAGGUCCAAGAGCGAGCUUGCAAUGCACAAGCUAUUUUUGAUAUAGUCUUGGCUGCAAUUUCACAAGAUCUUACUAGUGAACAGGCACCACUUGUGCUCCAGGGUCUUCCUGCGCUAUUCUCUUUGUAUGAGCUCAACCCUGUGGCACCCAAAGCCCAAAGAAAAGUACCUGUUCCUGACGACUUGGACCUGGAUGUCUGGAUCAACGAGCCACUUCCUGAUCUCGUAGACGACAGUGAAUCUGAAAUUGCUUCCCUGGAAUCGCCUAGCAUUGAUGUGGAUACACACGCCACUACAAGCACUAAAAAGAAGAAAAAGAAGAGCCGAUCGAAGCGAUAUGACGAAGAUGACAGCGAAGACGACGAGGAUAAGGAGCGUCGACGCGCUGCACGGUUGGAAGCACUGCGUAACGAUCCCUACUAUAUCAUGUCGGACAAAUCAGAAAAGCAAAAGCAACAAGCCAAAUUGUUGGAUCUGGAAGAGGAUGUGGAUUCGAUUCCUAUUGUGAAGCUCUCAAUAGAUGAUUUCGAUGUGGCUGGCAGUAGUGGUAAAUCCAAGAAGCACAGAAAGAAAUCCAAGGGCAAACGGCAGGCCCGUGUACCCUCACCUCCACCACCAGUGUAUGCGCCUGAAGAAAUGCCAGAAGAUGCCGUAGACUCCGCAAGCGAUCAAGAAGGUGCCAAUGGAAGCAGUAAGAGACGGGGCAGUGGUGGAGCUUAUAGCAAGUCUCAGCAACAACGUGGCAAGGAUAUCUUUGCUACAGAUGAUGACGGUUUGAACACGGUGGAUCUGAAUACGCCUUUGGGUGCUGAUGAGCGGUUCCCCGAGAUGCAGACUUAUUCGAGUCCAGAAGAGCUGCGACGGCGAGAAGAAGCACGUGCACGCGUGGAAAAAAGAGAACGACGGUUGGCGCAAUCUGCAUCUACAACUGCGCUCAAGGAUGAUGGCGAGCGCAAAAAGAAAAAGAAGAAGAGAAAGAGUGUUGAUGGAGAAGUCAAAAAGCCCAAGAAAUCAACGUCAGGCACAGCAACCAAGGAGAAAAAAAAGAAAAAGAAGAAAGCCGCUGCUGCUGAACAAGAGCCCGAGUCCGUGGAGAAUGUUCAAUCAAAUGAAGUGCCCGAUAUGCCCACAGAAGAGCUUCUGAAGGAUCAAUUAAAACAAAUUCCGCCUGAGCUCCUAUUAAGUAACGAAAAUAUCGAAUUGCACUAUCUAUUAUCAUUAUCAGAUGAAAAGGACAACGGCACUUCGGUCGUUGAAGCUAGACUGAACAUGAAGAACAAGACAACCGAUGCUACACUCACCAACUUACAUUUCACGACGAUCGAGUCGUUCGAUUUCAGAUACGUAGAACACAUGCGACAUCCUGACCUUGCAUCCUUAAGUGAUACAUUUGAGUUGGAGGCUGGAAAAGACAUUGAAGCAGCAGGCUAUUUUGCCGUAACCGGUGACAUUCGACGUGGACUUUGCCUACGAUGCGACAUGCAAUAUGAUAUACAGGACUCGUCCGCAUUAAACCAGAUACCACUCGAAAUGAUUGUUCGGCCGAGCGUUUUCUUAAUCCAAGACCAAGCGAUGGAUCCCACAGAAUUCGCCAACUUGCUUGCUGAACACGGCCAGGAGUUCGAUUACCGAGACACAGUGACCAUUGAGAUACCCAUCGCAACUGACGCGGCAGUUGACCAAAAGCUCAUUGAUGCGCUGAGCACGAUUACUAGCACAACACGACUGCAAGUGGUCGAGGUUGUUCCCGGUGCAGCAUCACUUUAUGCUAAGAGUAUCCAAGGCUCGCAGAUUGCAGGCUUACUGAAAUACGACUUGACCUCUCAAGAAGGAAAUGCAACCAUUACGAUAGACCUUAAAUGUACCGACGAUGGCUUUUUGGAAGCCUUUGUGGAUCAACUGAAAGCCAUCCAACUCUAAUGUUUUUUCUUUCACACACACACACACAAACACACACACGCAGCACACUCUCACGCACUCUCUUCAUCUCCAUCUUUUAUGUGUAUAGUAAUAGUAAUAAAAAGA